Molecule: messenger RNA, 237 nt
Organism: Darwinula stevensoni
Lineage: Eukaryota; Metazoa; Arthropoda; Ostracoda; Podocopida; Darwinulidae
Source: the annotation of a GenBank genome assembly
AUGACCUGUUUAUCAUGCUCGAUCGUCCAGGGCGGCUAUUGCCUGUCGAGCUUGGCCGAGGGAGCUGCCCUGACGCUGAGGGCCCUUCUCGGCGACCCGUGUCCUUUGGUGGGCCCUCUUGGAGCUAUCAAUCUCAUAAUGGAGAGCACGAUCCUGGACUUGAAGUUCGUCCUGCGUCCGUUCUGGAAGGCUCUGUCGCACCAUCCGCUCGCCAAGGACGGGGACGAAGGAGGAGGG